AUGCGUCGCCGUCAGAGCAUGCAAGUGCUCGAGCUCGAGUCGCGCGUCGAGCAGCUGCUAGCCGAGAACCGCAUGCUCGCCGAAGCCCAUGUCCACUCCGAGUCGUCUCAGUCUCAAUCCCACCGCACUGCCACCGUCCUGGCCGAGCGCGAGUCCGAGAUCGAGUCGCUCAAGCGCGCCGUCCGCGAGGCCAACGCCGUCAUCGAGCGCCUCACACAAACCAAUGAAGGGCUCCGCAGCUCAACCUCGGCCAUCGCCCUCAAACACACCGACGAGCUGCGCCGUCUCGAGGCCGACCAUGCCGCUCAGACUACCCAAACGGCCCGCUCCAUUCAGGAGAAGGACGCCGAGAUCGCCCGCCUGCGCGCCCAGCUCGACGCGUCGGACGCCCAGAUCCGCGAGCUCCAGGCCCAGAUCCUUGCCCAGGCCGGGGACGACCCGACCGACUUUUUGGACGCCCACGACAUUGACUUCUUUGACCACCGCUGCCAGCAGCUGUGUGCCCACGUGAAGCAAUGGGUGCUGCGCUUCUCCAAGUUCAGCGACAUGCGCGCGUGCCGCCUGACCUCGGAGCUCAGCGACGAGAAGCUCAUCGACCGCCUCGACAACGCCGUGCUCGACGGCUCCAACGUCGAUACCUACCUCGCCGACCGCGUGCGCCGCCGCGCCAUCUUCAUGAGCAUGACCAUGACCAUGAUCUGGGAAUUUGUGUUUACCCGCUACCUCUUCGGCAUGGACCGCGAGCAGCGCCAGAAGCUCAAGCACCUCGAGAAGCAGCUCCUCGAUGUCGGCCCGCCUCACGCCGUACGCCAGUGGCGCGCCGUUACCCUCACCUUACUCUCGCGCCGCCCCACCUUCAAGAAACAGCGCGACCAAGACACCGAGGCCGUCGUCCAGGCCGUCCUCGACACCCUCUGCAAGAUCCUACCCCCACCUUCCCACCUCGAGGACCAGAUCCAGUCCCAGCUCCGCCGCGUCAUCCGCGAGGCCGUCGCCCUCGCCAUCGCCAUGCGCUGCCAGCGCGCCGAGUACAUGAUGCUCCCACCCUUACAACCCGAGUACGACGACGCCGGCGAGCUCACCGAAACCGUCACCUUCAACGCGGCCCUCAUGAACGAGGCCUCGGACCGCAGCGCUUCCGACCCACAACAACAAUCCAACGAGGUCCUCGAAGCCACCAACGCCACCGUCCGCAUCGUCCUGUUCCCCCUCGUCCUCCGCAAGGGCGACGACCACGGCCGCGGCGAAGACGAGAUUGUCGUCACCCCGGCCCAGGUCCUAGCCGGGGAUCUAUUCUCCCAUGUCGCCCGCCGCGGGUCUCCCGGUGCCAUCUCCACCGUGUCAGCCGCCAACAAUAACAACAACAUGACCAGUCCCAACAGCAGGGGCCGAUCGGUCGGUCGCAUGCUCACGCCCGUGUCGGAUGCCGGCGGCGCGAGUCUGGAGGCUACUAAAAGUCUGCUGAGUGAUCGCAGUCCUAGAGGAGGGGCUGCGGGGAGUAGUGUGCGUGGAGGGGCCGGGUUGGGGCCGCAGAGUGAUGUGAGUAUGGAGGGGGCCGGGGGGUAUUUGUGA
Messenger RNA from Dichotomopilus funicola, 1572 nucleotides. RefSeq lists its product as uncharacterized. The coding region runs from base 1 to 1572 and encodes 523 amino acids. The record is from RefSeq and is a predicted model, not a curated record. The transcript has a single exon. NCBI's taxonomy places the organism in Eukaryota, Fungi, Ascomycota, Sordariomycetes, Sordariales, Chaetomiaceae.